Molecule: messenger RNA, 1017 nt
Organism: Saccoglossus kowalevskii
Lineage: Eukaryota; Metazoa; Hemichordata; Enteropneusta; Harrimaniidae
Product: progestin and adipoQ receptor family member 4-like
Cellular component (GO): membrane
Molecular function (GO): signaling receptor activity
Source: RefSeq, a predicted model, not a curated record
AUGAAGAGGUUAGGUGAUUCACUUAUGGUUAAUGAUGAAGUAAACACAGCCUUUGUCAAUUGUGAUGAUGCAGUGAGAAUAGGAUAUGAAAUGCAGAAGGAUCUUGAUGAUGAGUCACCUGUUACAAUCAUGAAGACAUCGAAGAAAUGCAAAAAUCUAGCUGACCUCCAGAAGAAAGUAAAGGCCGUUAACGAACAUUAUUGGUUGCGUUACCUUCACAAUGAAUUGGUUAAUGUAUAUACACAUGGUUUGCCUUUGCUGUAUUUCCUGAUAUUUCCCACAAUUAGGCUACAAUGGAAUGUGAUGAAGGUGACGUCACUUGCAAUUAUGCACUAUUUAUCAUUAUUAUCACUUUUGUUUGGCAGUGUUAUUUAUCAUUUGUUUAUGAGCCAUGCUGGUGGCGCUGUUGUUUACAAGAAACUAUUACGGUUGGACAUGUGCGGAAGUUGGACAGCGAAUACAUUCGGUGUACUGUCUACUUUUGCCGCUCCCUUCCAAGACACCAUGGUUUUAAGCUGGCUCGUUCCAAUAGUUUACCUAAUGCUUUCAACGUUUUCUAUUCACAAAGCCGUGACAUCUAAAUGUCAGAGUGAUCGUGUACUAGCAUUUCUUUCACCAGUAAUUUACAGGUGGACUGUGGUAGUAUUGAGAGUAUUUGGUAAAAUAGGUGGCAAUCCAUUUGCCAACUACUAUCUUGUCUGGAUGGAGGUUCUUGCCGCUGCGGGCGCUAUAAUAAACGUAUGUCGCAUUCCCGAACGCUGGUUACCAGGCCGUUUUGAUUACGUAAUGAACAGUCAUCAAAUAAUGCAUAUAUUGUCAAUUCAUUGCAUUGAUGAAUUCACAAUGGGGUGCCGUGGAAGACUUAGCUUGGAUGAGCAGAACAGUGUCGUGACGAAGAUUGUGCUCAAUCAUCUUAAACCACAUAGUUACCCCGUUCAACGACUAGAAAGUGGGAAUGGGUUAGAUCACACAUCGGGGAGGUUACAAGUAAACCUGGCACCAAAACGAAUGCAGUAG